Molecule: messenger RNA, 1904 nt
Organism: Coregonus clupeaformis (lake whitefish)
Lineage: Eukaryota; Metazoa; Chordata; Actinopteri; Salmoniformes; Salmonidae
Product: cytochrome P450 11B, mitochondrial-like
Exons: 9
Coding region: 42-1697 (551 amino acids)
Biological process (GO): C21-steroid hormone biosynthetic process; cholesterol metabolic process; cellular response to peptide hormone stimulus
Cellular component (GO): mitochondrial inner membrane
Molecular function (GO): heme binding; iron ion binding; monooxygenase activity
Source: RefSeq, a predicted model, not a curated record
GCGGUGUGGAGAGUCUGAGAGUGUCAUCUCUACCUCAGACCAUGUGGAGUGUAUCUAUGCGUCCAUCCGCGUUCGAGGGGAUACAGGGGAUGUGUGUGUCCGUGCGUCCAUCAGCGUGUGCGAGGAUUCAGAGGGGGAUGUGUGUGUGUCCGGCGGGGACAAUGGCAGGGCACGGUGUGGAGGGGGUAACCCCAGCCAGAGGGGGUCCUGCGGGGAGGGGUGUAGGUGGAGGGGUGAGGCGGUUUGAGGAGAUCCCCCACACGGGCAGCAGUGGCUGGCUCAACCUGGUGAAGUUCUGGAGAGAAGAUAGAUUCAAACUAUUACACAAACACAUGGAGAGGACAUUUAACACCCUCGGACCCAUUUACAGGGAGCGUCUGGGCACCCAGAGCACUGUGAAUAUCCUGCUGCCGUCUGACAUCAGCGAGCUGUUCCGCUCUGAGGGCCUUCACCCCAGACGCAUGACCCUGCAGCCAUGGGCCACACACAGAGAGACACAGCAGCACAGCAAGGGAGUCUUCCUCAAGAAUGGGGCAGAGUGGCGUUCCGACCGUCUCCUGCUCAACAGGGAGGUGAUGAUGGCUCCUGCUGUACGUCGCUUCCUGCCGCUCCUAGACGAGGUAGCGAGGGAUUUCUGCCGUAUGCUGGCGACCCGGGUGGAGAAAGAGAGAGGAGGGGAGGAGGGGAGGUGCAGCCUGACCUUCGACCCCAGCCCUGACCUCUUUCGCUUCGCACUGGAAGCCAGUUGUCAUGUCCUGUAUGGAGAGCGUAUCGGCCUCUUCUCCACCUCUCCCUCCCAGGAGUCUCAGAAGUUUAUUUUUGCAGUUGAGAGAAUGUUGGCCACUACCCCUCCUCUCCUCUACCUGCCCCCCCGUCUGCUGUGGCGCCUGGGCGCCUCCCUCUGGACACAACACGCCACUGCAUGGGACCACAUCUUCAGCCACGCCGAGACGAGGAUCCAGAGAGGGGUCCAGCGUCUGCGCUCCACCCAGGCUGCAGGAGGUGGUAGUGGGGGUAAAGAGGGAGAGUUCACAGGGAUCCUGGGUCAGCUGAUGGAUAAAGGACAGUUGUCUCUGGAGCUCAUCAGAGCCAACAUCACUGAACUCAUGGCUGGGGGAGUCGACACGACGGCGGUGCCCCUGCAGUUUGCCCUAUAUGAGUUGGGUCGAAACCCAGCAGUGCAGGAACAGGUCAGAGGUCAGGUGCGGGCAGCGUGGGCAAGAGCCGGCGGUGACGCCCACAUGGCCCUGCAGGGGGCGCCACUACUGAAGGGACUCAUCAAGGAGACCCUCAGGUUAUAUCCAGUGGGAAUCACUGUCCAGAGAUAUCCAGUCAGAGACAUCGUCAUCCAGAACUACCACAUACCUGCUGGGACAUGUGUCCAGGCGUGUCUGUAUCCUCUGGGGAGGAGUCGAGACGUGUUUCAGGAUCCGGAGUGUUUUGACCCUGGUCGCUGGGGGGCUCAGGAGUCUGGAGAGGGGGCCGGAAGGGGUGGAGGGUUCCGCUCCCUGGCGUUUGGGUUCGGGGCCAGGCAGUGUGUCGGCAGGAGGAUCGCUGAGAACGAGAUGCAGCUGCUACUGAUGCACAUCCUGUUGAGUUUCCGUCUCAGUGUUUCGUCUUCAGAGGAGCUCAGCACUAAAUACACCCUCAUCCUCCAGCCUGAAACCCCACCACGCAUCACCUUCAGCACUCUCUGACACACACCCACACCCACAAACACACACACACACACACACACACACACACACCAAUCGUUUAACCAACCAAACAAAUCAACAAAUUAUUUCAUCAAUCCAUAAUACCAGGUAAUCCUCAAUGAACUCACCAACACCCUCACCAUAUGGUCCACAUGAAAACAUCAAAUAAUAAUAAACUCCUAUUUUUGGCAAAUGAAAAUGCCAGUA